This is a messenger RNA of Trichomonas vaginalis G3, 1215 nucleotides long. Its product is annotated as ribonuclease inhibitor domain-containing protein. The transcript has a single exon. The coding region runs from base 1 to 1215 and encodes 404 amino acids. NCBI's taxonomy places the organism in Eukaryota, Parabasalia, Trichomonadida, Trichomonadidae. The record is from RefSeq and is a predicted model, not a curated record.
AUGACUAAGAAAGAAAAAUUCACAAUAGAGGAACUCUAUAAAUUAGGUAACGGGGACGAACACCUUUGUACAUAUGAUUUUUCCGAAAUUCCGGCUAAAUAUUAUGAAAAAUUCUUCUGGCCUUUAUCUAAUCUUGUCUAUAAAAAAGUUGAUGAACUUCGUUUCAAUUGUAAUCUUGCCAUGCAAGAAGAAACGUCUUUAAAUAAGAACAGACAAAAACAGAGAAUUAUUGAACAAUCUAUUUAUCAUCAAAGACCAAACUACUUAAACUACUUAUGCGUAAUAUUAAAAGAAGUUUUACCGAAAGCUAAGCGUAUUAAAAGAAUCCGGCUUAGUGAUAUGAAUAUUCCUUCAGAAAACUUAUCAGAACUUUUUGAUGCUCUUGAAACAAACAAUUCUCCACUUGAAUUACUUUCAUUCCAAAACAUUAAGAUCGAAACAGAUAAAUUUAAUAAAAAUAUUCAGAAACUCGACCCAUAUAAUUUUGCUGCAGUCGAAUUCAUUAACUGUGGCCUUACAAACGACAACAUAGAAGCAAUUCGCAAGUUUAUUACUCGCCCGCCAAAAGAUCCUGAAAAUUGGAGUGCUGAGCGUGCUUUGCACACUCUUGAUUUAUCGCAGAAUAAUAUUACAGAGGAAGAGCGUAAAAAGCUUCAGAAACUCAUCGAAGAAGAGCGCGCUAAAUGGCUAGCUUUCCAGAAACAAAAAUCAGACGAAAUUAAGAGAUUGGAAGAAGAACGACUUGCAGCGAUUGAAGCAGAAAAAGAAAGACAAAGAAGAGCUAAGGAAAGAGCAGAACAACGCGCUCGAGAAAAGGCUGAGCGCGAAGCCAGAGAAAAAGCAGAGAAAGAAAGAUUAGAAAGAGAAGCAAAAGAGAAAGCUGAAAGAGAAAAGAAGGAGAAAGAAAGAUUAGAAAGAGAAGCAAAAGAGAAAGCUGAAAGAGAAAAGAAGGAGAAAGAAAGAUUAGAAAGAGAAGCAAAAGAGAAAGCUGAAAGAGAAAAGAAGGAGAAAGAAAGAUUAGAAAGAGAAGCAAAAGAGAAAACUGAAAGAGAACGUAAAGAAAAGGAAAAGCGAGAAAAAGAACAUAAACAACCUGAAAAUAAAGAUAAAAAUGACAAAGAAGAAAGAGAAAAACUAGAAAGAGAACGUAAAGAAAGGGAAGAAAAAGAAAGAAGAGAAAAAGAAAAAAAAAGAAAGACUAGAAAGAGAGCGUAA